Molecule: messenger RNA, 2061 nt
Organism: Oryzias melastigma (Indian medaka)
Lineage: Eukaryota; Metazoa; Chordata; Actinopteri; Beloniformes; Adrianichthyidae
Gene: ubtd1a
Product: ubiquitin domain containing 1a
Exons: 4
Coding region: 768-1469 (233 amino acids)
Molecular function (GO): protein binding
Source: RefSeq, a predicted model, not a curated record
CAGGUGUUGAAUGUCUGAAGGAUUACAGCAAAGUUAUGUAUCUAAGCUGACCUGAUCUGACAGGAGGGAUUAUAUAAACACUUUUCAGUCCCCUCCUCCUAAAUAAGAGCUUGUCGGGACUUGGAAUUAAGCAUCAGUUAUGGCAGGCCUUUAUUUGUGAGACUACUAUCUCUGUGGAUCCACUGCACGACAUCAGUGCCUUUGAAAAAUCGGACACCUCUGGUUUAUAUAAAGGAUCAAAUGUGGGAUUAAUAUGAUAAUAAAGUUAUAAUAAAGCAUUUUAAUGUCAGAGUUAUUAAAAUAGCUGAUGAGUUUAUCCAGGACAUUCACAGAAAUACAGUGGCUUCCCCCAUAGCACGACCUAACAAGAGUUUAGAGUCUGGUAAUAGCUUGAGUACGUUGUCUUUGUGUAUUUCCAUCCAGUCUUUAAAUAGAGCUGAUAGGAUUAGACCUCUUGUGUAAGGAGGCUGCGGUCUGGCAAGGACACUCUGUCUAUACAUUGAACUCGUUCCACUGAAGUGCUCUCAUGGUAUUUUAAGGUGGUGGGUUUGUUAUUAGAAAGGAUAAAUCUGGAGAAUGUGUGGUCAUUUUUAAGCAACUGGGGAAGUAUCACAACACCUCGAGGUGUUGAGCUUGAACUUUUUCAUAGCAGUUUUAUUGUGGCGAGCAGAAGCGAGGCCCGGCUGUUCUUUGCAAUUGCUUUCUGCGAUUCGUUUUUGAAGGACUUUUGAUGUUUAGAAGUCUGAUUUUGCACAAACCUUUGAGCUAUGGGAGUGCCUAACUCCAGGGAAUACCAUUACUACCACGCUCCAAGCGCACCUUUUAAGAUCAUAGUAAAAACACGUAAUGAGCCUCUCAAGAAGGAGCGUCCUAAAUGGAAGAGUGAGUACCCCAUGACAGAAGGACAGCUCAGGAGCAAGAGGGAUGAGUUUUGGGAUACAGCUCCAGCCUUUGACGGACGGAAAGAGAUUUGGGAUGCACUCAGAGCUGCUGCGCUGGCUGUGGAGUGCAAUGACCUGGAGCUGGCACAGGCAAUAGUGGAUGGAGCCUGCAUUACUCUGCCGCACGGUUCUCUCACAGAAAGCUACGAUGAACUGGGCAACCGUUACCAGCUCCCGGCGUACACCUUAGCACCACCUGUUAAUCUCAUCACUGAGACAUCCAGCGAAUGCAAAGCGUCUGAUUGCACACAAAAACAAGCUCAGGCCUCACCAUCCAGAGAGGAUUUCCAGCUCCGGGUGCGAUUAUCAACAGGAAAAGAUGUGCGUCUCACAGCAAGCAUGGCUGACUCUAUUGCUGAACUGAAGAAGCAGCUGGAAGAACGGGAGGACAUUGAAGUGACCCGUCAAAGGUGGUUCUUCUCCGGCAAGCUGCUCACUGACAAGACUCGACUCCAAGAUGCAAAGAUUCAGAAAGAUUUCGUCGUCCAAGUAAUUGUGAACAUAAACCCAUCUGUUAUAACUAACUAAAGGAAAACAAAACAUCAAGUAAAGGAAUGAUUUAAAUCACAGAAGGAAGUGCAGAUGGGGCUGCAGGGAUAGGAGUAGGGUCUGACAUGAGUAUCCAGCUGGAAUUUUAUGUACAAUUUUAUAUAAAUAUAUAUAUGUAAGUUAUUGCUUUUAUAUUGCUCCUUUUUGUAUUUAUCCCUUUAUUUUUUCCCAAACAAAGUAAAAUGAUGAAAAAGCACUGAAACACUUUAGAUUACAGGGGUAUCCCUAAUAUUGUCAUCCCAGCGUCUGUUUCUUUGUUUUUGACAUGGGUUCCUCUCUUCCUCAUUGCUGUUCUUGUUUAUUGAUGAAUGAAGCACUUUGGCCAGGGGUUCGAAUAAGGAAAAUCCACUUUUUUUUUCUUUUUUGAAAAGUAGACUGUAUACAAACUUUUUACAAUAAAAUAUAUUUUGUUUGUUAUUUAAGGUACUGUGUACAAUACAUAGUCACGAUGAAGUCGCGAUGAAAGCACCUUUCUAAAGAGAAUCAAGAUGUGAAAACUGUUCAGCAAAUAGUAGUUUAAUGUAAAAUAAAAGAAGCUGUUCUCUGGAUUUGAAUAAAUCUUCAAAACAGA